AUGGCCUCCGAUGUCUCAGCGCAGGUCGUUUCAGCCGUCGCCCGGGCCUUGUUCUCGCGCGCCGACGCUGGCACCAGCACCAGCACUACCAACAAGACCGGUGCCCCUCCCCAGGCCGGCAUCCUUGAGGGCGCCAACCCCAUUGUCUACAAUGGCUCAAACCCAAUCACCUUGUUUAUCGUCCAGGCAAGCUGCUACCCCCUCCGAGUGCGAGGCUCCUCUGUGCCGGUUGUUGGCCGCUCACUGCUGCCGGGUUUCACUGCGCAAUGCAAGCCCCACGCCACUAUCGUCAUCAUCUUCUGCCAGCUUUUGCACUAUCCUCUUCGACUCCUCAACCAGCCCCGCGUCAUUGCCGAGGUGAUUGGUGGCAUCAUACUCGGACCUUCAGUCAUGAUGAGGAUCCCUGGAUUCAGAGAUACCAUUUUCCCGCCCUUGUCCAUCCCCGUAUUUAGCAAUGUCGCAAAUCUGGGCCUUCUCAUCUUCCUGUUCCUGGUUGCUCUCGAGGUUGACAUGCGCAUGCUCACCCACAACUGGAAAGCUGCACUGAGCGUCGGCUUAGCGGGCAUGAUCCUUCCCUUUGGCCUGGGCUUUGCUGUCGCGUGGGGGUUGUAUCACCAGUUUCACGACCCUACCAACCCCGUCGUGAUCAGCUUUGGCGUCUUCGGCUUGUUCAUCGGGACUGCGUUGGCCAUCACCGCCUUCCCCGUGCUCUGCCGCAUUCUGACCGAGUUGAACCUGCUUCGUUCCGACGUCGGCGUGACAGUCCUGGCUGCCGGCAUCGGGAACGACGUGACUGGCUGGGUCCUCCUCGCCCUCUGCGUUGCCUUGGUCAACAACUCGAACGGCCUGGCUGCGCUCUGGGCAUUGCUCGCCGCCAUUGGAUGGACGCUAUUCCUGAUCUUUGGCGUCCGGCCCCCUUUCAUCUGGAUACUGAAGCGUACUGGGAGUAUCAAGAAUGGCCCGACGCAGGGCAUGGUCGCGCUGACCCUGCUGAUGGUUCUGGCGUCUUCCUUUUUCACCGGAAUCAUUGGCAUUCAUCCAAUCUUUGGAGCCUUCUUGGUCGGGCUUAUCUGCCCUCACGAUGGCGGGUUUGCCAUAAAAAUGACCGAAAAGAUUGAGGAUCUUAUAUCCGUGCUGUUUCUGCCGCUUUACUUUGCCCUCUCGGGCUUAAGCACGGAUCUGGGUCUUUUGAACGAUGGCAUCACGUGGGCCUAUGUCAUCGCCAUCAUUGCGUGCGCCUUUGCUGGCAAGAUCAUUGGCGGAACUCUGGCAGCGCGAGCGAACAAGCUCCUGUGGCGAGAGAGCAUCACCAUUGGCUGCCUCAUGAGCUGCAAGGGACUCGUCGAGCUCAUUGUCCUUAAUAUUGGCCUACAAGCCCACAUAUUAUCACAGCAGACGUUCACCAUGUUUGUUGUCAUGGCCUUGGUCACCACGGUAGCGACCACCCCUCUUACAAAGGCCUUUUACCCUCCGUGGUACCAGAAGAAGGUCGAGAGGUGGAGAAGGGGCGAGAUUGACUGGGACGAGAAUCCGCUUGAGCCCCCUGGCUCCAGCGAAGGCGAUCAUAUCAGCAAGCUCAAUAUCUCUCAAGUUCGACGCCUCAUGGUCCACCUACGUCUUGACAGCCUUUCAAGCGUCUUCACGUUCGUCGCUUUGUUCGGGCCGGAAAAUCAUGCCAAGGCAGCCCGGUUAGAGGGAGCCUCCGAAGGCGCCGAGGACACUGAGGCGCAGGUCAGGAGGAAACCCCUAGAAGUUCACGGGCUACGCGUCAUCGAACUCACGGAGCGUACAUCGACGGUGAUGCACGUAACCGAGUUUGAGGAGGUUUUUUCGCUCCGCGACCCUGUCGUGAAUGCCUUCCGUGCCUUCUCUCAGCUGCACGAUGUGGCUGUCUCGGGCCGCGUCGCAGUCGCCCAAGUGGACGCUUAUGCAGAUACCCUGAUGGCCCAGGCCUCGGAGGUCUCUUCGGAUUUUGCGCUCAUCCCCUGGGGCGAGUAUGGCAGCGUCACGGAUGACGACCAAUCCGCGCCCUUCGCCGUGGAUGCUAGCGACCGCUUCAGAUCAAACGCGCACCUUGAUUUCAUCCACCAGACACUGCAAAAAGCGAUAACGACGUGCAAUACGGGCAUCUUUAUCGACAACGGCUUCGGCGGCAUCAUCAAGCCCGCCGAUAAGCCGCUGCUUGCCCGAACCAAGAGCGCCAUGUCUUUGCGCAGCCACCGCGAGCUCGCCUCCCUACCUGUCGCGGACAAGAGCCACCACAUAUUCUUCCCCUUCUUUGGCGGUGCUGAUGACCGCGUUGCGCUGCGCAUCGUCCUGCAGCUAGCCAAGAACUCUCACGUGACAGCCUCCAUCGUCCAUAUUAGAUGGCCAGCAGCCGAGGGACCCGAAGCGGCCGUUGCAGAGACUGAGGCGGCCAGCCCAUCCAGGACAAAGAGAUCCUUGUCCAUCUUUGGAAAGGGCAAGAAAUCGGACGGCAACGGUACCAAUGCCGCCCACGAAGAUGCAUUCCUGUCGAGCUUGGAGAGCUCUUUACCCGAUGAGCUUGCCGGGCGCGUCGUCUUCAGCAAGACGGAUGUGACGCCUGCCACGGCACUGGCGGAAACGGUGGCCAUAUCGAAGAAGACGGUUGGCCAGACGCCCAAGAAUGCGGGCGAUAUUGUCGUCCUGGGGCGGCGACACCCGGGCCUCGACGACUCGACGGCCGAGGCGACCAGCUCUGGGAGCCCCGAUCUCACGCGGACCGUGGGUGCCAUUGCCGACCAGCUGGUCACCUUUGGCGUCAAAGCGAGCAUCUUAGUGGUCCAGGCCGGCGGCCGGGGGCUAGAAGCUUGA
Molecule: messenger RNA, 2835 nt
Organism: Lasiosphaeria miniovina
Lineage: Eukaryota; Fungi; Ascomycota; Sordariomycetes; Sordariales; Lasiosphaeriaceae
Product: putative K(+)/H(+) antiporter protein
Exons: 8
Coding region: 1-2835 (944 amino acids)
Biological process (GO): proton transmembrane transport
Cellular component (GO): membrane
Molecular function (GO): antiporter activity
Source: RefSeq, a predicted model, not a curated record